This is a messenger RNA of Chaetura pelagica (chimney swift), 2361 nucleotides long. RefSeq names its product dystrobrevin, beta (gene DTNB). The coding region runs from base 1 to 2361 and encodes 786 amino acids. The transcript has 21 exons. Gene Ontology annotation, molecular function: zinc ion binding. The record is from RefSeq and is a predicted model, not a curated record. NCBI's taxonomy places the organism in Eukaryota, Metazoa, Chordata, Aves, Apodiformes, Apodidae. Gene Ontology annotation, cellular component: plasma membrane; synapse. Gene Ontology annotation, biological process: synaptic signaling.
AUGAUUGAGGAGAGUGGGAAGAGGAGGAGGACAAUGGCAGAGAAGAGACAGCUGUUCAUGGAAAUGAGAGCACAGAAUUUUGAUGUCAUCAGACUUUCAACGUAUCGAACAGCCUGUAAACUGCGGUUUGUACAAAAAAGAUGUAAUCUUCAUCUUGUUGAUAUCUGGAAUAUGAUUGAAGCCUUCCGAGAUAAUGGCCUUAACACUUUGGAUCAUAACACAGAGAUCAACGUGUCUCGACUAGAAACAAUCAUUUCAUCCAUCUACUACCAGCUAAACAAACGCCUUCCUUCUACUCACCAAAUCAGUGUAGAGCAAUCCAUCAGCCUCCUCCUCAACUUCAUGAUAGCAGCAUAUGACAGUGAAGGCCAUGGGAAGCUGACGGUGUUUUCAGUGAAAGCGAUGUUAGCAACGAUGUGUGGUGGUAAAAUACUGGACAAACUAAGAUAUAUUUUCUCUCAAAUAUCAGACUCAAAUGGACUAAUGAUUUUUACAAAAUUUGAUCAGUUUUUGAAAGAAGUUCUAAAACUUCCAACAGCUGUGUUUGAGGGGCCUUCUUUUGGAUACACGGAGCAUUCUGUACGGACCUGUUUCCCACAACAAAAAAAGAUCAUGCUAAACAUGUUUUUAGACACAUUGAUGGCUGAUCCACCUCCUCAGUGCCUUGUGUGGCUGCCUCUCAUGCACAGACUUGCCCAUGUUGAAAAUGUCUUCCAUCCCGUGGAAUGUUCGUACUGCCGCUGUGAGAGCAUGAUGGGUUUCCGGUACCGAUGCCAGCAGUGCCACAAUUACCAGCUCUGUCAAAACUGUUUCUGGCGUGGCCAUGCAAAUGGUCCCCACAGCAACCAGCACCAGAUGAAGGAGCAUUCCUCUUGGAAAUCACCUGCAAAGAAGCUGAGCCAUGCAAUUAGUAAAUCACUUGGUUGUGUACCAAGCAGAGAACCACCUCGGCCCAUGUUCCCUGAGCAGCCAGAAAAGCCCCUUGAUCUGGCACAUAUAGUUCCUCCUCGGCCUCUGACUAACAUGAAUGACACCAUGGUGACCCACAUGUCCUCUGGAGCACCUACACCAACAAAAAGGUUACAGUGCAUCCCGGAGGCUGCCGGCCGAGUAGCUGAUGAGCAUGCACUGAUCGCCAGCUACGUGACCCGACUGCAGAGCGGUGCAUGUGUCCUGGACAGCCCCGGCCGGCUGGACGAGGAGCACAGGCUGAUCGCCAGGUACGCUGCCCGGCUGGCCGCCGAAGCUGGGAAUGCACCUCGCCCACCAGCAGACCUGGGGUUCAGCUUUGAUGCCAACAAACAACAAAGGCAGCUGAUAGCAGAGCUGGAAAACAAAAACAGAGAGAUACUCCAAGAAAUUCAGCGUCUCAGGCUGGAACAUGAACAAGCCUCUCAACCCACGCCAGAGAAAGCCCAGCAGAACCCAACUUUGUUGGCUGAACUCCGGCUCCUACGGCAGAGAAAAGAUGAGCUGGAGCAGAGGAUGUCAGCACUGCAGGAGAGCAGGAGAGAGCUGAUGGUGCAGCUGGAAGGGCUGAUGAAGCUGCUCAAAGAAGAAGAGCAAAAGCAGGCAGCGCAGGCAGCAGGCUCAGCACACUCCUCGCCCACCCACGGCGCCGGCCACCCCAUGCCCAUGCCUGUCAGAUCCACCUCCGCCGGCUCCACCCCCACCCAUGGCCCACAGGACACGCUGGCAGGUCUCAGGGGAGAUGUGCAGGAAGCUUUCACACAAGGUACGAGGAGGAACCUCCGCAAUGACCUGCUGGUAGCAGCCGAUUCCAUCACCAACACCAUGUCAUCCCUGGUGAAGGAGCUUCAUUCUGCAGAGGAAGAAGAUGAAGAAGAAACAGAGAAAAUGCAGAAUGGGAAGGAGCAAGGAGAUCUGCUUUCCAUCUCCGUUUGGAGCCCUGGAAGGUGGCUCCAGGUGGAAGCAGCUCCUGUGGCUGCUGUCACAUCACCCGCAGACACGGGACAGGUUUUUCUGCCUGCUCUGGUCUUCACCACAAUCCACUUGUUCCUGGAGGACAGGAAUGAGUCUGUCCUCAGAAUGAGGUUGCAGAUGACACCAAGCUGGCAGGAGCAGCUGGCUCAUGCUGCUGUCCUGAGGGACCUCAACAGUCUGGAGAAGCAGGCUGGCAGGAACCUCCUGCAUCUCAACAAGGAGAAGUGCAAAGUCCUUGAACAGCUUCAGGCCCCAGGAUGGGCUAGAGGCCACCUGCACACAGGGAAGAUCCUGAGGAUGCUUGUGAACCCCAAGCUGACCAUGAUGCAGCAACGUGCAAUGAAGGUGAAUUGUUUCCUGAGCUGGCAAAACAUUGCCAGUGAGGAGAGGGCAUCUUCUUUUCUUGGCACUGGUUAA